Messenger RNA from Hymenoscyphus albidus, 939 nucleotides. The record is from the annotation of a GenBank genome assembly. NCBI's taxonomy places the organism in Eukaryota, Fungi, Ascomycota, Leotiomycetes, Helotiales, Helotiaceae.
AUGGCGCCUCCAGAAUUUCCCAAUGGCAUGACUUUGCACUCCAUUGGAUACGCCGCCCUCAAAUACCCCCAGCUGGCGGACGAGUGUCCAGUUCCACUUGGUAACCAACUUGGUGUUCUUCAGCAAUUUCUCUCGCCCACCGACAGAAGCAAUGCGAUUGACCAAAUCUCAUCGCAAUAUUUGGAUGGUACGUACUAUAUAUGGACUGUACGCCGUCUUUUGGCGCAAUUACUUACGCAACCUUGCACCACAGCCUCCUUGAAUACCAGACGAGCGACGACCCUCUAUUGAACGACAAAAACUCCUCCCAAUAUUAUUUCUCCGCCGUCAGCGCGCUGCUCAGUUUCCUUUGCACGAGCCCCGACGUUUCCCCUCGCGUGGCAAGGUAUAAGGAGGGCGCCAUCGCCCACGACAUUGUCGAAAAGAUGCUGGACCCCGAUUUCGAGAAGAACAUGAAAAAGUGCGAUCGCAAAUGUCCCCCACCGUUCCAGCCAGCUACAUUCGAUUCCGACUUUGGCACAAUGCUACAAUUGCUCUCGACAAUAAUGCUCUGGUCGGAGGGUAGAACCUUCCACCCACGCGUUGAGGACUUGAUCCCAAAGCUGCGACAAUGGAAGAAAACCUACAAAAACAGUUCAGUGAGGACCAUUUCGAAUGCCUCGGAACGGCUGGUGGGUCAGAUUGAAGGGACUGACCCUGAGAUGGCCGAGUUUGUGAGGGAACAACAGCAGAAUCAUUUGAUGUGGAGUUAAAUCAUGUCGGAAACAGACGGGUCUUACUGCUUGUGCUGCAUGUAAGAUUCAGCGGUAUUGUGGUAAGGAUCACCAGAAGGCGGAUUGGAAGUACCACAAACAUAUUUGCAAGAAGGGCCUGGCCGAGGAUCCGGAGGAAUUGCCGGCUAUGACUUCGGAGAAUUUGCUGGCCCAGAGCCGUCCUUGA